AUGGAGGCCACGGGCCUGCCGAAGAGCAGCUCCGUCGGGGGCAGCGCCGUCUUCGUCUCCGUGCGCGUGGACAGCCAGGCGUGCGGCAAGUCGCCCUCGGUGAGCCCGACGCCGUCCGCGAGGUGGAGCUACCGGGAGGAGCUGCGGUGUCCGCCGGGCGCUUCGAGCCUCAUCCUCGAGGUGAAGCGAGCGGGCCUGACCGGGUCCCACUACGUGGGCGGUUGCUCCAUCCAGAUCAGCGACAUCAGCGUGAUGGACAACGAGGUGCUGCCGCUGUUCGACGCCUCCGCCAGGGAGGUCGGCCAGCUGCGCGUGUCCAUCCAGCGCCUGGGCGGCCCCGCGGGCCACGCGCCCAGCGGCGGCCUGGCGAACCAGGCCGGCGGCGCCUUCGCGCGGGCCGGGACCGGCUCGGUGCUCGGCGGCGGCGCGCCGUCGCCAGCAGGCGCCUUCGCUGGGAGGUCCGGAACGGGCUCGAUGCUUGGCGGUCCUGGGCCGUCGGCGCUUCCAGGUGGCCUCACCAACAUGGCGGGGCUGCAUAACGAGGCCGCGGGCGGGUCCUCCUUCCACCCGUCGGCGAGCUCCUCGUACCGGGCCGGCGCCUCGUUCCAAGACGUGCCGGGCGAGACCUUGGAUGGGCGGUCGCGGUCCCGCGCGAACACCCUUGGUGGCCGCGGCCAGGGAGAGGACCCCGGGGAUGCCUUCUCCGAGCGCGGGUCCAUGUCGGUGCCCACCGCCUCGUUUGGCGGCCUGGUCAACCACGCCGCGGAGAACCGCCCCUGGCCACCGCCACGGCCUCCGAGAGCAUGCCUGGCGCCUGGGGCGGCAGCCGGCUGA
Molecule: messenger RNA, 834 nt
Organism: Prorocentrum cordatum
Lineage: Eukaryota; Dinophyceae; Prorocentrales; Prorocentraceae
Source: the annotation of a GenBank genome assembly